This is a messenger RNA of Oryza brachyantha (malo sina), 1497 nucleotides long. Its product is annotated as NAC domain-containing protein 83-like. Gene Ontology annotation, molecular function: DNA binding. NCBI's taxonomy places the organism in Eukaryota, Viridiplantae, Streptophyta, Magnoliopsida, Poales, Poaceae. The transcript has 3 exons. Gene Ontology annotation, biological process: regulation of DNA-templated transcription. The coding region runs from base 398 to 1150 and encodes 250 amino acids. The record is from RefSeq and is a predicted model, not a curated record.
AGAUUGGAUCAUGUCAAAUCAGAGAAGGAAUCAUACUAUUUAAGCAAUGGCCGAUGGGGCAUUGCAGGGAGGCAAGAUUGAGUCUGCUCCACGCCACGGCGAUCCUAUAAAUUCGUCGCCUUUUCUUCUCCACUCUACUCAUCAUCAUCUCCCUCCCUCCCUCUCUCUCUCUCUCUCUGAACUCUCUCUGAAACUCUGAACAUUCCAAGAACUCAUCCUGCCUUAGUGACAGCCAAGAAUUUGAUGAACAGCCGCAGAUCAUGAUCUGUGAUUUGUGUGAAGCUUGAGAGCUGUGCAGCUGUGACACUGGUUGAGUGAUUCCUCAGUGGAUUUACUGUGUGAUUAGCUAGCUGAGCUGCAGACGGAGAGAGAGCUUGUGCUGCGAGGUGUGGCUGUAAUGAUGGCGACGCUGAGGCAGCUGCCACCGGGGUUCAGGUUCCACCCCACCGACGAGGAGCUGGUGGUGCAGUACCUCCGCCGCAGGGCGCUGUCCCGCCCGCUGCCGGCCGCCGUCAUCCCGGACGUCCACGACGCCGCCGUGCUCGACCCCUGGGACCUCCCUGGCGCCGGCGAGGGGGAGGCGUACUUCUUCAGCUUCCGGCAGCUCGCGCCGGCGAGCGGCCGGAAGGGCGGCGGCGGGUGGCGGCGGAGGGCGGGCAGUGGGUAUUGGAAGCCAACGGGGACGGAGAAGCCGGUGUUCCUGCGUGGAUUCGGGUGCGGCGGCGGCAAGCAGCUGCAGCAGCACCUCGUCGGCGUCAAGACGACGCUGGUCUUCCUCCGCGCGAAGCCGCCGUCCCGGACCGGCUGGGUCAUGCACGAGUACCGCCUCGCCGCCGCCGCCGUCGCCGGGCAGAGGAGUAGUGGAAACCAUAUUUUGCAGAGUUGCAUGGCACAGCCAGCAGGAGAAUGGGUGGUGUGCCGGAUUUUCCUGAAGAACAACAGAUCAUCAAGAAGGCGACUCACGGACGCCGACGGCCGACGGCCGGCCACCGGCGUUCAGGGCGGUCGCCGUCGGCAGCCGUCGCCAUCGCCGUCGUCGUCGAGCUGUGUCACGGCCGAUGUUUCAGACGAAGAGGAGGAGGAGGAGGAAGAAGAAGUCAGCAGUGGCAGCAUCAAUGGUGCUCCGGCUGCCUCUCAAAGAGAGGCCUAGGCAUGCUGAAAAUCUCAUUACUAGCAGUGAUUUUUUCUUUCUUUCUUUCAUUUCUUUUAUUUUCUUUUGUCCCGCCAUUGCUUUUCUUGUACUUCUCCUCUGUACCAUAAUGAUAGGAGUUUAAGCAGAGCAGGUUGAUGGAAAAGAGAGAGAGAGGCCCAGCUUAAGAAAGCUCCUAAGUAAAGAUUACUGAGCAGCUGUGACAUCUGUAUCAAUUGUAACUUGUAAGUUUCUCUUAAUCAUUUAUUAAGAUAAGGGAACCUCAAUUAAGCAGGAACAUCAUAUCAGCAGUUGCUGCCACUAGCCACCAUUAUUAAGCUGUCAUUCCUGCAACAGUCGUAUAGUUU